CAACAUUUUCUUUAAAAAAAGAAGGCACCUGACCCCACCAAAACUUUAUAGGAGAAAAAGAAAUAUAAACCAAAACAGACUCUCCCUUGUUAUGUGAUAGGGUUUAAUACAACGUUACCUGAAAGCCAGUACGUAAUAUCAUAAACAGAGAAAGAAGGGAAGACGGUGAUUGAAGAUGUCGUGUUCUUCAUCAUCUGGUUCGGAGGAAGAUGACGAGGGAAUUGACUCAUACAGGAAAGGAGGAUAUCAUGCCGUUCGAAUUGGAGAUCCUUUCGCUGCUGGUCGUUACAUUGCUCAAAGGAAGAUGGGAUGGGGUCAUUUCUCCACUGUAUGGCUCGCUUACGAUACUCAUUCCUCAAAAUACGUUGCUCUAAAGAUUCAGAAAAGUGCAGAACAAUUUGCUGAAGCUGCCCUUCAUGAGAUUGAAUUCCUUUUAUCUAUUGCUGAUGGCGACCCCUCAAAUUCCAAGUGUGUGGUGCGCCUAAUUGACCACUUCAAGCACAAUGGCCCAAAUGGCCAACAUCUUUGCAUGGUCCUUGAAUUCCUUGGUGAUAGCUUGCUUCGUUUAAUCAAGUUUACUCGUUACAAAGGGAUUGAAUUGAAUAAAGUUAGGGAGAUAUGCAAAUGCAUUUUGACAGGCUUGGAUUACUUGCAUAGGGAACUUGGUAUAAUCCACUGUGAUCUAAAACCUGAAAAUAUUCUUCUCUUUUCCACCAUUGAUCCUACCAAGGAUCCUGUCAGAUCUGCUUUGACUCCAAUUCUUGAAAGGCCUGAAGGGGGUGCUCUAAAUGGUAGGUCUACCAUGAACAUAAUUGAGAAAAAAUUGAAAAGGAGGGCAAGAAGAGCAGUCGCUAAUAUCUCUCUUAGAAGAGUUUCUAUGGGAGGAGCAGCAGAAGCUCCAAAAGUUACAAAAUCUCUGGAUGGGAUUGAUAUGAGGUGCAAAGUUGUGGACUUUGGGAAUGCAUGUUGGGCUGACAAAACAUUUGUCGAUGAAAUUCAAACCAGACAGUACAGAUCUCCUGAGGUCAUACUAGGUUCUGGGUAUUCCUUUUCAGCUGAUAUGUGGUCUUUUGCUUGUACAGCCUUUGAGCUUGCUACUGGUGAAUUGAUGUUUGCCCCUAAAAGCGGCCAAGGAUUUAGUGAAGAUGAGGAUCACCUUGCUCUCAUGAUGGAACUCCUCGGAAAGAUACCUCGAAAGAUUGCCAUUGGAGGAGGUCGAUCAAAAGAUUAUUUUGACAGGCAUGGGGAUCUAAAGAGGAUUCGACGGCUCAAGUUGAGGCCACUUGAUAGAUAUUUAGUGGAUAAAUACAAAUUUUGUGAGAGUGAUGCUCGUGAGUUUUCAGAGUUCCUUUGUCCUCUUCUGGAUUUUUCGCCAGAGAAGCGACCAACUGCCCAGCAAUGUUUGCAACAUCCUUGGCUCAAUCUCAAGACCUCUACAGUCUAAUAACUAACAUUGGUGUAGGAAUGAGCAGCCUUAAGAUUUAAAUGAGUGAAGGGAUUAAAGAUGUGGACACAGCUUGCAUCAUUUUCAUGUAUAUAUAUAUAUUUCUAUUGUAAGGAAAUGAGCUGAGAUGAAGGGCUCUGUGAAAAUCUAAAAUAGUGGCACUUACAAAAUGUGUUUCGUCACAUUCUAUAAUUAGUACUUACAUAGGAUCAGCUGAAUCAAUCCUUAGAAUGUGGAUGUACAGGAUAUUGAAUAUCAAUCUGGAUGAAUGAUUUGUGCUUUUGGGUUGUAGUAUAAAGGAAUGGGCAGGAGAAGAGAAGAGAGCAGAAGAGCAAAUCAAAGUCCACAAUCUCUCUCAGAUUACUCCUAUAAUUUUGUAACUAUCCAUCUAUUCUCGAUGAAAAAUAUUGUAUGAAAUAGUUGUCGGUGGAAAAUAUUAUAUGAAAUAAUUACAUCACAUCUGUGUCA
This is a messenger RNA of Gossypium arboreum, 1912 nucleotides long. RefSeq lists its product as uncharacterized. Bases 176 to 1444 code for a protein of 422 amino acids. NCBI's taxonomy places the organism in Eukaryota, Viridiplantae, Streptophyta, Magnoliopsida, Malvales, Malvaceae. The transcript is spliced from 4 exons. Gene Ontology annotation, biological process: spliceosomal complex assembly; regulation of mRNA processing; protein phosphorylation. Gene Ontology annotation, molecular function: protein kinase activity; ATP binding. The record is from RefSeq and is a predicted model, not a curated record.